Molecule: messenger RNA, 760 nt
Organism: Cotesia glomerata
Lineage: Eukaryota; Metazoa; Arthropoda; Insecta; Hymenoptera; Braconidae
Product: transmembrane protein 267
Exons: 2
Coding region: 130-729 (199 amino acids)
Source: RefSeq, a predicted model, not a curated record
CGAAACUGCAAUUGCUCUUCUGUUGGGAGUGCGACAGAGAUAGUUCCGUUGAACUCCGUGAGAGCAAAGCGAGAAAAAUAUGGUCUCGACUGUUAAUAAGUUCUAGUAUUAAAAAAAAAAAGAUGCAAGAUGCACAGCAAAACACUAAAACUAACAACAUGUCUUCUCCUGGGUUUAGUUUCAAUAAUCGGUGACAAACUAGUGUCUUAUAAUAACAAUAAUCAUUUUUUAAAAGCAGUUAUUGACAAUGCGACUCACGGGAUUGUUGCGGGGCUAUCUUGGACACUGAUAGUUCUUCUGCAGAACGAGCCAAUCGCGAAAAACCUCCCAAGUAUUUUAUUUUGUAUCUUCUUGUCUUCUUUGAUUGACGUCGACCAUUUUGUAGAGGCCAAGAGUUUUAAUAUCAAAGACGCAACAAAUUUGGACCAUCGGCCAUUUUUUCACUGUACAACUCUCCCGAUAAUAAUUUGGGCGGUUUUAUUGGUAGUUUCUAAAUUAGCCAGCGAGAAUUUGUAUAACCUCAAUUACUGCGCCUGGAUUUUGCUGACCAGUUUCCUGAGCCACCACAUUCGGGACGCCACCAGAAGAGGGCUCUGGGUUCCGCCUUUUGGGUCUACCGGCAAGAUCCCGUACUAUUUUUACGUACUUUUGACAAUGUUGUUCCCUUAUUUUGUGUAUUUAUCAAUGGAAAAAUACCAAAAGAUCAUUCCUAGUGUUGAUAAUGUUUAAAAAUAUUUUUUAUAAAUAUUAUUUUGAUUAA